CAGCCCUAAGUGCUAGUUCACAUCCAGUUGCUCUAGUCUAGACUGUCUCCACACUCCCUCCUAGCUGAAUUGGCUACAGGUGUUAUCUUUGGUGUAAGAUCAAGGGUACCGAUUUAUCUGGGAAUCUGCUUAUCGCAAGUGGAAGAGCAGUCCAUCCAGGAAGCACGGUGUCAGCCCCACAGGAGGCCCAGAUCCACCAGCCACAUGGCUUCAGCUACUACUGCCUCCUUUGCUCCUGCCCCUCGUGGCUGGCACCCAGAAGACAUUUCUUUCCCCAGUGGAUUUGCUUGGGGUGCUGCUACAGCAGCUUAUCAAGUUGAAGGAGGCUGGAAUGCAGAUGGAAAGGGCCCUAAUGUUUGGGACACAUUCACCCAUCAGGGAGGAGAUCGAGUUUUCAAGAACCAGACUGGUGAUGUAGCUUGUGGCAGCUACACUCUGUGGGAGGAAGAUUUGAAAUGUAUCAAACAGCUUGGAUUGACUCAUUAUCGCUUUUCUCUUUCCUGGUCACGUCUGUUACCUGAUGGGACGACAGGUUUCAUCAACCAGAAAGGAGUUGAUUACUAUGACAAGAUCAUUGAUGACCUGUUGGCAAAUGGCAUUGUGCCCAUGGUGACAUUAUAUCACUUUGAUUUACCUCAACAUUUAGAAGAUCAAGGUGGCUGGAGCUCUGAUGCAAUCACUGAGGUCUUUGACAGCUAUGCACAGUUUUGCUUCAGAACAUUUGGAGACCGAGUGAAACUGUGGGUCACUAUUAAUGAGCCUUAUGUUGUGGCUAAAGAUGGCUAUGAAAAAGGCAUUGUGGCUCCAGGAAUAAUGGAACCUGGUAUUGGAGCGUAUCGGACAGCUCAUAACAUGAUAAAGGCUCAUGCUAAAGCCUGGCACAGUUAUGAUUUGUUAUUUAGAAAAAAGCAACAUGGGCUUGUGUCUAUAGCUCUAAACUCAGAUUGGGCAGAACCUUUAGAUCCAACUUGUCUUGCAGAUCAAGAAGCUACUAAAAGGUAUAUGGCGUUUUGCUUAGACUGGUUUGCUGAACCCAUAUUUAUUAGUGGUGACUAUCCGGCCAUCAUGAAAUCCCAGAUCUCUGUAAUGAGUACAAAGCAAGGCUACCUAUCAUCAAGGCUUCCAGAAUUUACUGAGGAAGAAAAGAUGACGAUCAAGGGAACUGCUGACUUUUUUGCCGUAAAUUAUUAUACUACUCGCAAAGUAAAGCACCAAAAAAAUACACACAGUGAACCAAGUGUUUCUGGGGACAGAGAAGCUGAACAAAUAACGGACCAUUCCUGGCCUUUUGCUGCUGGCAGCUCAUGGCUGGCUGUAGUUCCCUGGGGUUUACGUAGGCUACUGAAAUAUAUCAAGGAUACAUAUAAUAAUCCUAUAAUUUACAUCACUGAGAAUGGGUUUUCCCAGAGUGACCCUGCUCCACUUGAUGACACUCAGCGCUGGAAGUAUUUCAGGCUGACAUUACAAGAAAUUUUAAAAGCCAUCUCUCUUGAUGAUGUCCACCUUAAAGGAUAUUUUGUGUGGUCCCUCCUUGACAACUUUGAAUGGACUUGUGGAUACAGCUGUCGAUUUGGACUUUUCCAUGUUGACUUUGAAAACCCAGCUCUCCCUCGUGUUCCUUACCGAUCAGCAGUAGAAUAUGCCAAAGUUAUCUCCAACAAUGGACUAACAAAAUCAACUGAAGAGCUGUGAUGAUCUGCCUUUUGGUUUCUAAGAGCUGUCUCCUUCCUAAGAAGCCAUAUGUGGUAAAAUAAAAAAUAUAUAUUUUAGAAAAUGAUGACUAGUCUGUGUUUUUAUAUAAUAAUUAAACUGACAGGUUCAGUUAGGAAUACAUGAUUUUCCUUGUUGUGUAAGGAGGGAGGAAGUAAAAUAACUGGCAAGUUACUUUGUAGUGGAUUUGGCAACUGUGAUUUAAACUGUAUGUUUAAAGGAACACUGUCAACUUGAAAUCUAAUUAUUUUAAAUGUGAGCUACUACUAGUUUCAACUGCCUGUGACUUUCCUGCCAGCUCUUGUAAUUUUACAGCCACCUUCUCCUGUGUUCAUAUUCUUUUCUUUCUCCUGAGGCUGCAUGAAAGCCCCAAACAAGCAGAAGAAAAGGAUUAUAGUGAAAACGAUUAUACAGAAAGUGUUGACAAAUGAAGAAAGCAAAUCAACACAAAUAUAGGAUUUAACACACACACACACACACACACAUUCCUUCUAAUUCUUUCAGUUUGAGUAAUGUUAUAAAUAUAAUUACUGUCCCCACGCUCUCCAAAGGAGAAGGGGAAGCAGUGUGGGAAUUGCACCCCGGAAGGACCUCUCUGAAGCGCAGUGCCUCCAGGGGUGGCACAGGUUCUGGAGCAAGCCUUGUGCAGGGCUGUGCCAAAAGGCACAGUUUGGGCCAGUGUAGAUAAAAAGUUGUCAGAAAUGUGAAUCUUGAACUUGAUGGGAUCUCUUUAAAAUGUAUUCACAUGGCUUUGAAAAUUUUGUCAGUAUACUCUUGCUGUAACAAAGCUCACAUCAGAGCCAAAGAAAAAAGCCCUGUUAUAGCAAGGGGUUCAGUGUACAAUACCAAACAGCCUUCCGCCUCUAACAACGGGGA
Molecule: messenger RNA, 2586 nt
Organism: Chelonia mydas (Green sea turtle)
Lineage: Eukaryota; Metazoa; Chordata; Testudines; Cheloniidae
Product: cytosolic beta-glucosidase
Exons: 7
Coding region: 205-1692 (495 amino acids)
Biological process (GO): carbohydrate metabolic process
Molecular function (GO): hydrolase activity, hydrolyzing O-glycosyl compounds
Source: RefSeq, a predicted model, not a curated record